Messenger RNA from Dissoconium aciculare CBS 342.82, 1203 nucleotides. RefSeq lists its product as uncharacterized. Gene Ontology annotation, cellular component: mitochondrion. Gene Ontology annotation, biological process: biosynthetic process; mitochondrial respiratory chain complex I assembly. Bases 1 to 1203 code for a protein of 400 amino acids. The transcript has a single exon. The record is from RefSeq and is a predicted model, not a curated record. Lineage: Eukaryota; Fungi; Ascomycota; Dothideomycetes; Mycosphaerellales; Dissoconiaceae.
AUGAACACAUCAAGAAGAUGCGCAGCAAGAUUCCCAGACCUGACGAGAACACCAGAGAUUUGCAAAAAUGUCUCAACCUUCGGACAGAAACGAUGGCUCGCAUCAAGUCCAUCCGAAGUCAACCUUGCACCCGCCACAGAUAGCUCAUCGAUCACUUCUGAAGAGAUCAACAGAGCGCGGACAUACUGUCUAGAUCUGCUUCGACGGUCCGACACUCCCUCAUCUCUACUCCUGCCAUACAUACCCAGCGUCGCCCGAGAUGCGUACGUCGCCCUGCGAGCCUUCAACAUUGAUGUAGCACGCACAGCGGACACAACCUCUACGCCCACCAUCGGUGCAAUGCGACUCGAAUUCCAACGCGAUGCUAUGCGCAAAGCCCUGGCCGGAACGCCGCCGAAGCAGCCCAUCGCAUUGCUAUUAGCAGCUGCAGCGCAAGACCUACAAUACCGCAGUGGUGGCAAAGCAACAUUCAGUCGAGGCUGGCUCCAACGAAUCAUCGAUACGCGACAAAAGCACCUUUCAAAUGCACCAUUCCCGACCAUGGCAAGUCUGGAGAGUUAUUCGGAGAACACCUAUUCCACCCUGCUAUACCUCACGUUGCAGGCAUUGCCCAUGUCCAGCCUGACAGCCGACCACCUAGCUUCACAUAUCGGUAAAGCAGCAGGAAUCGCCGCAAUGCUCCGCGGUUUACCUCUCAUAGCAUUUCUCGGCCCAUCUCCCGCGCACAGCAAUCAAGGCAGUUUCGGCGGUGACGUAGGCACAACGCGGCGGGGCGCAGUGAUGUUACCAGUCGAUAUCAUGGUAGAGGCUGGGGUACGGGAGGAGGAUGUGCUUCGUCAAGGCGCGAGCGCCGCUGGACUGCGUGAUGCUGUAUUUGCCGUGGCAACGCGCGCCAACGAUCAUCUCAUCACAGCCCGGCAGAUGCUGGCAAAUAUUCGUGCAGGUGCUGAGGCCGGGCAUGACUUCGAGCAUGCCGACGAGGAGGAGCACGUUCAACGAUCGAUGCAAAAAGCAGCUGCUACAGAGACGCCCGCGCAAGAAAUUGAGAGGGCGUUUGGUGUGUUCAUGCCGGCGCUUUCGACACAGAUGUGGUUGGACCAACUGCAAAAGUGCGAUUUCGAUGUGUUCAAUGACAAGCUCCGACGGACGAAUUGGAAGCUGCCCUUCAAAGCUUAUUGGGCAUACAGCCGUAGACAAAUUUGA